AUAGACAUUCCAAGAAGAAUAAAAUCCGUUCAAAAACAACUGGCGCACAUUUGACUUUUUUGGUCCUAUUUUGACGGCACGGCGUUCAUUCUCUCGGUCAAAAUAAAAACAAAAAAAAGAGAAAUAAAAUAAACUUUUGUAUCGUUUAAUCGAUUUUAACAUGGUUUAACAAAUUAACUCUAUAAAAAUUUAAUUAUUUUUAAAUAUAUUUUACCAUUUGAAAAAAAAGCCCUUUCCCUACUUGUUUCGGCUUUUCAUGCGAGCGGAACAUUGCAUGCUGAUUGUACAUAAUGCCGUAUGUCAAACUGUCACUAAAAAGAGCGCGACUCGUAAAAAGGGAUUCUGUUUGUUGUGGUGAUGUAGAUCGCAGUUUUAAACAGUUAUUCUUCAAAACUCGCUUACCAACAGCUCAUGUUAGCUUAAAGCAGUGUGUUUUUUAAAGUUAAACCUAGUUAAGAAAAACUUAUUCGUGUGGUGCAAAUAAGCAAACCCGCAGACGGGUAGCAAAACCAUGCCGGAAUACAUGAUCAACGGUGUGCCGGUGAAUUUUCCGUUUGAACCGUACCAGUUGCAAAAGAAUUACAUGGCCAAAGUGAUUGAGUGUCUGCAGAACAAAAGUAAUGGCGUCCUGGAAUCUCCCACCGGAACUGGUAAAACUCUUAGCCUACUAUGUUCUUCCCUAGCAUGGUUGCUUCACAUGAAAGCUAAGAUGUCCCAGCAAGCACAGUUGCGUGCCGAAACGAUCGAUACACUUCACCUGCCAGAGCUGAGCAAUGCGAAAAAUAAUAAUCUUACCCCGGAACAGGCACUUGCAUUAAGGGAACAGCAUAUGAAUGCGAAGGUGAAAAUAAUCUACGCAUCCCGGACACAUUCUCAGCUGUCGCAAGCGAUGCAGGAGCUGAAAAACACUAGCUAUCUUUUCAUACGCACGGUUAUACUCGGUUCCCGUGAUCAGCUCUGUAUACACGGUGAGAUUUCCAAGCAGGAAAACAACUCCAUUAAGACAAUGCUGUGUCGGGAGGAGGUUAAAUCGCGUAACUGCUCUUUCUACAAUCGUGUAGAAUAUGCGAAGGAUCGGUCGGAGGUUACCUCCGUGCCAGUGCUGGAUAUAGAAGAUCUCAUCACGGUCGGUCGGAAAAUGAAAGCCUGCCCGUAUUAUCUGUCGAAGGAGUUGGUAGAACAGGCGGAUGUCGUUUUUAUGCCGUACAACUAUUUGCUGGAUCCGAAGGCACGUAAAGCGAACGGGCUAACGUUGCAAAACAGUGUCAUCAUACUGGACGAAGCACACAAUGUGGAGAAAAUGUGCGAAGAAAAUGGUUCCGGACGGAUACGGUCGUCCGAUAUUGCGGUAGCGAUCGAGGAUACGUCCUCCGUCAUGAAGGUGUUGAUGGAUUCCGGUGGAGCUGCCAGCACUAUCGACGGUGAAAAGCAGCUCGACUUUACACUGGACGAUUUAGUGCUGCUAAAAGAAAUUUUACUAAACGUGGAAAAAGCGGUAGAUGAUAUGCCGAUAAUGUUCUCACAGGGUGGUACGACACAUCCGGGCACUUACAUAUUUGAUUUGUUGGAGAAGGCAAACAUAAAAUUCGGCAACGUUAAUGUGAUUUUGCAAGUGCUUAACUCAACGAUCACGUACAUCACUACCGCUAUGGCGAACAAUUUCGUACGCCGCGGUGCUGGUUUACAGUCGCUGGUCGAUUUUCUCGAGGUGGUGUACGCCGGCAAUGGUCCGGAGUAUCGGCAGGCGAUCGAAAAAUGCUUCCGUGUGCACGUUGACUUUGAGGAAACAAAUCAAUCGGUCAAGGGUAACGUCAAACGUGCGGAUGGUUGGACGGCAACGAAACAAAACGUUAAAACACCGGCAAAACCCAACUCAAAGGUGAUCAAUUUUUGGUGCUUCAAUCCUGGUUUCGGUAUGAAGCAGCUGUUAGAUAGCGGGGCACGAAGCAUUAUACUGACGAGCGGUACACUGGCACCACUGAAACCGCUUAUCAGCGAGCUUAAUAUGCCGGUUGCGGUCAGUUUGGAGAAUCCGCACAUAAUCGACCCAAGCCAAGUGUACGUGAAGGUAAUAACGCACGGUCCGGAUCGGGUAGAGUUGAACUCGAGCUUCAAGAAUCGUUCCAACCCCGAGUACAUAUCGUCACUCGGUCGAACAGCACUGUCCCUGUGUCCGAUCAUACCGGGCGGAUUGCUUAUCUUUUUCCCUUCCUACCCACUGCUAAACAAAUGCACCGAAGAGUGGCAGGCAAGCGGCAUUUGGGCGCAAAUUAAUCGUAUCAAACCGAUUUUCGUAGAACCCCGCACCAAGGAUUCGUUCGUGACGACGAUGACGGAGUAUUAUGCGAAGGUGCGCGAUCCGGAAAGCCGUGGUGCAAUCUUUAUGGCGGUAUGCCGCGGCAAAGUGUCGGAAGGGUUAGAUUUUGCCGACGCAAAUGGCCGGGCGGUCAUGAUCACGGGGCUCCCCUUUCCACCGCUAAAGGACGCUCGGGUCGUACUGAAAAAGCAAUACCUCGAUACGAACCGUACGCGCGAAAAUGAACUCAUCACCGGUAACGAUUGGUACUCGUUGGAAGCGUCCCGUGCCGUAAAUCAGGCAAUCGGGCGCGUUAUACGGCACAAGCAUGAUUUCGGUGCAAUCCUUCUGUGUGAUUCACGGUUUCAGAACCCACGGCAACAGUCGCAGCUAUCCGCGUGGAUACAUAGCCACCUGCGGGAAGAGCGUAAUGCACCCAACUUCGGUACGGUCGUCGGUGAAAUGGCGCGCUUUUUCCGCAACAUGGCAAAGUUUGACGUGCCGGCCAGGGUGCGGGAAUUGGGUACGAUAAAGGUGGAAGGUGAGGAACGUGAGAAGCUCUCGAUGGACGAAAAAAAGUUCCACAUAAACGGCAACGAUCCUUCAGCCAGCAGCAGCAGCAGCGGGCUGGUAACGCUGUACAAACGCGAACGAAAGGACGACAAUGAAGUGCUCACAUCAGCGACAGCAUUCUCCGACAUGGAGCUAGUGGCACGAAAAAAACGUAAAAUAGUGCUCAUACCGCAAAAAUUUGUCAAAUCCGAACCGCUGUCCGCGGUGGAGAAUGAAACCACCCCGGUGAAGCGCGAAGUGGAGGUGGUGAGCGAUGAAGAACAGACCGCGGAACAGCAGGGAGAGCGAAUUGCGCCGGAAAAUAGGGUGGAUUUUCUGCGUGAGGUUAAAGGUUCUCUAGACGCGACAAACUACAAGCUGUUCCUGCAAGCGCUGGCCCGGUACAACCGGGAUAGUGAUUUUCCAGUUUUUAUAGAGCAAAUGAUUAUCUGCUUUAAAGCACCGCCAUUGCUGUAUCUGUUGAAAGCGAUGCGAAGAUUUGUUAAACUAGAACACAAAUUACAGUUCGAUACAAGGAUGGAGCAAAUAAUGUCUCGGCCAAAUCAGACGCCAAGCAGUUUGAGAGAUUUUAUGUAGGGAAAAAAGCAAAAUAUUAUUCAUUAUGAAACUCGUCA
Molecule: messenger RNA, 3483 nt
Organism: Anopheles funestus (African malaria mosquito)
Lineage: Eukaryota; Metazoa; Arthropoda; Insecta; Diptera; Culicidae
Gene: Rtel1
Product: regulator of telomere elongation helicase 1 homolog
Exons: 4
Coding region: 512-3445 (977 amino acids)
Biological process (GO): negative regulation of DNA recombination; regulation of double-strand break repair via homologous recombination; telomeric loop disassembly
Cellular component (GO): nucleus
Molecular function (GO): hydrolase activity, acting on acid anhydrides, in phosphorus-containing anhydrides; DNA polymerase binding; DNA binding
Source: RefSeq, a predicted model, not a curated record